Molecule: messenger RNA, 261 nt
Organism: Gongylonema pulchrum
Lineage: Eukaryota; Metazoa; Nematoda; Chromadorea; Rhabditida; Gongylonematidae
Source: the annotation of a GenBank genome assembly
GUGCGUGCACGUGAUAUGUGGAAAGAGAUGCUUGCAAUGAAAACCGGUGAAGAUCAUCCAGGAACAAUACGGGUUGCUCGUGCAGCUGAGGUGCUGACGGGUGUGAUAAAAGAUGUCCAGGAUGGCAAAAGACUACGCCGACAGAACUACGGGAUGUGUUGCACUUGCCAACGUGGUCCGCCAGGCCCCGUCGGUGAACCCGGAGCUGACGGUUCCUUUUUCAUUCAUUUCGACAAUUAUCAAGAAAACGGAAAACAAUGA